This is a messenger RNA of Fonsecaea multimorphosa CBS 102226, 633 nucleotides long. RefSeq lists its product as uncharacterized. The transcript has 3 exons. Gene Ontology annotation, biological process: exocytosis. Lineage: Eukaryota; Fungi; Ascomycota; Eurotiomycetes; Chaetothyriales; Herpotrichiellaceae. The record is from RefSeq and is a predicted model, not a curated record. Bases 1 to 633 code for a protein of 210 amino acids. Gene Ontology annotation, molecular function: GTPase activity; GTP binding. Gene Ontology annotation, cellular component: recycling endosome.
AUGGCGAACGACGAGUACGACUUUCUCUUCAAGGUCGUUUUGAUCGGAGACUCAGGCGUCGGCAAGUCGAACUUGUUGAGUCGCUUUACUCGCAACGAAUUCAAUCUAGAUUCCAAAUCUACCAUCGGUGUUGAAUUCGCAACCCGAUCCAUCCAAGUUGAUACCAAGACGAUCAAGGCACAGAUUUGGGACACCGCGGGGCAGGAGAGAUAUCGUGCCAUCACGUCUGCCUACUACCGAGGAGCAGUCGGUGCCCUCCUCGUCUACGAUAUCAGCAAGCAUCAAACCUACGACAACGUUACAAGGUGGUUGAAAGAGCUGCGGGAUCAUGCGGAUGCCAAUAUUGUUAUCAUGCUGGUCGGAAACAAGAGUGAUCUGCGGCAUCUACGCGCUGUUCCUACAGAAGAAGCCAAACAAUUUGCCAGUGAAAACAAUCUCUCAUUUAUUGAGACCUCAGCUCUGGAUGCAAGCAACGUCGAACUGGCAUUUCAGAACAUCCUGACAGAAAUCUACCGGAUCGUCUCGAGUAAGGCCCUCGACAGUGGCGAUGCAGCCCAGGCACCAACAGGCGGUGUGAAGAUUGACAUGACUCCCUCUGGGGCACCCGAUGCCAAGGGCAACAAGUGCUGUUAG